Messenger RNA from Apaloderma vittatum (bar-tailed trogon), 741 nucleotides. It is a transcript of the gene DIO1, whose product is annotated as deiodinase, iodothyronine, type I. NCBI's taxonomy places the organism in Eukaryota, Metazoa, Chordata, Aves, Trogoniformes, Trogonidae. The transcript is spliced from 4 exons. The record is from RefSeq and is a predicted model, not a curated record. Gene Ontology annotation, molecular function: thyroxine 5'-deiodinase activity.
AUGUUCAGCCUCCGGGUUUUCCUAGAAAAAAUCCUGAUCCUCGUGCAUGUCACUGCAUCUGUUGUCAUCGGCAAAACGCUGAUGAUACUGUUCCCCAACGCCAUGAAAAGACACAUCCUGAAACUGGGUGAAAAGAGCAGAAUGAAUCAGAAUCCAAAGUUCAGCUACGAAAACUGGGGUCCGACUUUUUUCAGCUUCAAGUAUUUGCUCUUUGUGCUGAAGGUGAAGUGGAAGAGGCUGGAGGAUGAAGCCCACGAGGGACAUCCUGCUCCCAACACGCCGGUGGUGACUUCCGAUGGGGAUGUCCGUCAUCUCUUUGACUUCAUGCAAGAUAACCGACCUUUAAUCCUGAAUUUUGGAAGCUGCACCUGACCUUCGUUUAUGUUAAAAUUUGAUGAGUUCAACAAGCUCGUCAAAGAUUUCAGCUCGAUAGCAGAUUUCCUUAUCAUCUACAUCGAAGAAGCUCAUGCAGCAGAUGGAUGGGCUUUUAAAAACAAUAUCGUUAUUAAAAAUCACAGAAGCCUUGAAGAUCGAAAAAUCGCAGCACAAUUUCUUCAGAAAAAUAAUCCUUUAUGUCCAGUGGUUUUAGACACCAUGGAAAACCUGAGCAGUUCAAAAUACGCUGCUUUGCCAGAACGACUCUAUCUACUUCAAGGAGGGAAGGUUGUCUACAAGGGAGGAGCGGGGCCUUGGAAUUAUCACCCCCAGGAAAUACGCGCCAUCCUGGAAAAACUGAAGUAG